Messenger RNA from Daphnia pulex (common water flea), 993 nucleotides. RefSeq names its product asialoglycoprotein receptor 1-like. Gene Ontology annotation, cellular component: external side of plasma membrane. The record is from RefSeq and is a predicted model, not a curated record. Gene Ontology annotation, molecular function: carbohydrate binding. The transcript is spliced from 6 exons. Bases 94 to 897 code for a protein of 267 amino acids. NCBI's taxonomy places the organism in Eukaryota, Metazoa, Arthropoda, Branchiopoda, Diplostraca, Daphniidae. Gene Ontology annotation, biological process: biological process involved in interspecies interaction between organisms.
UCACUUGUAUAAGAUAGAUAAAGCCGAUCACACAAUACUAGUUCUGCUUUCAUUCACAGUCCAAUUAACAACGUUUAGUUACUACAGCAGAAAAUGCUCAAGAUUUUCGUAUUUUGUCUAGUCGUCCUGACUUACUUCAGCAAUGGAAAUGUUGUUGCACCGCGGACUUGUGGGGGUCGAGUAUUUGUCGAUAAACCGAUCGUGAUCGACGCCCCAAUUCACGACGAUUGCAUCUGGGAAUUUCAGACAAAAGACGAUCGGAUUUUGUUAUUCACUUUGGUAGAUGGAAACUUGAAGGAAACCCAAGAAUUUUUCAAGAUCCACGAUGGACUCGACAGUGAGUCUCCGAUUCUCCUUGUCGAAAACCAAAAAAUUCUCGAACGUUCGAGAAAAGAUUUGCCAGCGUCCGUGUACACGACCCAAUCGACAGCCAGCGUUCGAUUCACAAAAGCGCCAACUUCAAAUCUCAAACUCAAAAUUGAAAAGGCUGUCAAUUGCCCAGCAAAUGUGGGUGCACAGACAGAGUGUGGCCGAAUUGUGGAUACCACAUCCUGUUAUUGCGCAGAUUUCAAUAAGAGGUCUCAAACGGAUCAGAAAACCGUGUGUAGCAAUAUUGGAUUCUACAUGUUGGCCCUCGAAAGCCGAACUGAAGAAGAUCUCAUUGCUUUUGCUUGGGGCACUGGAUUUCAGUUCUGGACAUCAUUGAGUUACUCUAAUGGAUACUGGAUUUGGGAGAGCACCAAUGUCCCUAUUAACGGUGGAUACUUCAACUGGGCCAUCGGACAGCCCGACGGAUCAGGUAACUGCGUGCAUUUAAAUGCCAUCACCUCCCAAGGCGGAUGGAACGACGAUUCGUGCGCCACUCCACACGAAGCCGUUUGCGAAGGCCAGCCAUAAGAUUACAUCCGCUAUUUUCCGAACCACUUUCUCCAAUCCAUACGAAAUUAUCUAAUAAUUUUAGAGCAAGAUUAACCAAUACAUUUUCAAAAUCUA